Messenger RNA from Rhododendron vialii, 1407 nucleotides. RefSeq names its product protein DMR6-LIKE OXYGENASE 2-like. The transcript is spliced from 3 exons. The record is from RefSeq and is a predicted model, not a curated record. Gene Ontology annotation, molecular function: dioxygenase activity. NCBI's taxonomy places the organism in Eukaryota, Viridiplantae, Streptophyta, Magnoliopsida, Ericales, Ericaceae. The coding region runs from base 130 to 1200 and encodes 356 amino acids.
ACAAAAUAUGUCCAGGUUCAAUAUAAAUCUUCCCACACACUCACAUGAUAUAACUGUGUAACCACUAGCCUCAUUUUGCACCUAGAAAACAGCCUCUUUCCUAGGGUUAGCCAAAAGUAUUCUUGAGCCAUGGGAGAGGUAGAUCAAUCUUUCAUUCAAGCAGUUGAACACAGGCCUAAACUAGCCAUCACUGAAGCUGAAGGCAUCCCGUUGAUCAACCUCUCCGUUUUUAACUCUCAUGAUUUGCCCUCUGACCCUAGUUCCAUUGAAACUCUAGCAGAAGAGAUAGGGGAUGCCUGUAAGAACUGGGGUUUUUUCCAAGUUAUCAACCACGGGGUGCCAUUGGAAAAGAGAGAAAAACUCGAGUUGGCAUCAAAAAAGUUCUUUGCACAGUCAACAGAGGAGAAGCUGAAGGUCAGGAGGGAUGAGGUGAAUCCACAGGGUUAUUAUGAUAGUGAGGUGACCAAGAAUGUAAGGGACUGGAAAGAGGUGUUUGAUAUGACGGUGAAGAACCCAACUGUUAUACCGGCUUCACAUGAGGCUGGUGACAAUGGACUCAAGGAGGUGGUUAAUAGGUGGCCUGAGUACCCUCCUGAAUUGAGGGAGGCAUUUGAAGAAUAUGCCGAGGAAAUGGAGAAAUUGGCUCACAAGUUGUUGGAACUCAUCUCACUGAGCUUAGGCUUGAAAGCAAACCGAUUAAGUGUCUUCUUCAACGACCAUACCAGCUUCACCAGGCUCAAUCACUAUCCACCUUGUCCGAUCCCUCACCUAGCUUUGGGCGUUACACGACACAAGGAUGCUGGAGCCUUAACAAUCCUAGCACAAGAUGAUGUUGGAGGACUCCAAGUAAAGAGGAAAAUGGAUGGAGAGUGGAUUCGCGUCAAACCCACUCCCCAGGCUUAUAUUGUUAAUGUUGGUGACAUCAUUCAGGUAUGGAGCAAUGACAGGUAUGAGAGUGUUGAGCACAGGGUAAUGGUGAACUCUGAGAAGGAAAGAUUCUCGAUACCCUUCUUCUUCAAUCCAGACUGUAAUGUCAUGGUAGAGCCUCUAGAGGAGCUGAUAACAGAGCAAGACCAGGUCAAGUACCAGGCAUACAACUGGGGGAAGUUCUUUGCUACCAAAAAGCGCAGUAAUUUCAAGAAGCUCGAUGUUGAGAACAUCCAAAUUUAUCAUUUCAAGAAAAAAGAGGAAUCGUCUUAAAGUACUUGCAAUCCUUUUACGAACACUAUAAUAAAUUGUUCAGCUUCCAGUUUACUACACUAACAAUGCCUUGUGUAGAAGGGAAGAGUUUGAAUGAUAUACACAUUGUCUAGGAGACCCAACCUAGAACUACAAGAAUAAAAGGGUAAAUUACAUUGAACUCUCUCAGUGAGGUACCUGAACUUCAAAUAUAAGUUUCUGCAAUGA